AAUAAAUGAACACAAUGAGUAAUACUAUGGUAAUACAAAUGUGUUUUUGUAGUACUGUGUGUUGUACCGUGAAAGGUUUAGCUCAGUUUCACGCAGAAGACGACGUUCAACACCUAGAACCCGAGGCAGACGUAACGGCAGCACUGUGAUGGCAGACAGCAGGAGAACACACAGCAGCACACACACCACAAGCACAGGCAUACAGCAACACCACAUACCCACAAUCACCAAGAGCUGCAGUGAACUGGUACAGAACCUCCACAGACUGAAUGCUGAUCAGUAUAAUUAGGAACAGAGAUGACUAGUAAUGUUUAUGCAAACUGUGGCGCAAAGUAUGAAGACAUCUAUGCAAAUGACCUUCCAAGGACUAGAGUGAGCAGAAGCAAUGAGGGAAAUAAGAAAUCAGGAGUUUACAGACUGGCUGCAGUGUGUGUGCUGCUGCUGUGUGUUUUCCUGCUGAUUGCUGUCACAGUGCUGUGGGUCAAAUACAACACCCUGACAAAAGAGAGACCGCAGUUACAAUUAGAGAGAGAUCAGUACCAACAAGAGCUCUCUGAAUUUCACAGUGUCCUUUUAAACCUGGGAUGGAGAUUUUUCAACAAGAGAUUUUAUUACAUUUCUACUGUAAAGAAGAGCUGGUGGGAAACCAGACAGCACUGUAUAAAGAGAGGAGCAGAUCUGGUGAUUAUAAACAGUACAGAGGAACAGGUUCUGGUGGAAAGGACAACCAAAUGAUUAUGAACAAAGAGAGGACUGUAUUAUAACAGGCUUUAGAAAGCCUGAGUUUAACAUCUCAACCUGGAAUGAUUGUCCCUGUGGUUUGUCUGAAGUUGGGAUUUGUGAGAUGAAAAUAUUUAACUGAAUCCAUGAAACUAAAAAAAAAUAUACAGUAUGAAGCUUGUGUCUGUGCUUCCUUUUCAUUUAUUCUCACAGUAGCAGCUACAGUAUCAGGUAGCUUGAAUGAUUUGCUUCUUCUGAACAGUCUUCUGUACAUUUAAAAAAAAAGAUUAAACUUAAUUCUGUACUUAAAUACAACAUGGU
Tachysurus vachellii is the source of this 1041-nucleotide messenger RNA. Its product is annotated as CD209 antigen-like protein D. Bases 298 to 735 code for a protein of 145 amino acids. The record is from RefSeq and is a predicted model, not a curated record. The transcript is spliced from 6 exons. Lineage: Eukaryota; Metazoa; Chordata; Actinopteri; Siluriformes; Bagridae.